AGUGGCGGAAGGAGGGCGGGCUUCUCCUGCCGGCUUCCGCCGAGCUCUUCGUGGCCCCCAUAAGCGACCAGAUGCUGGAAUGGCGCCUAGGCUUCUGGAGCCAGGUGAAACAACACUACGGCGUGGACAUGAGCUGCCUGGAGAGCUUUGCCACGCGCUGUCUCAUGGGCCACUCGGAGAUCGUGGUGCAGGGCCUGUCCGGCGAGGACGUGCUGGCCCGGCCACAGCGCUUUGCUCAGCUCGAGUUGGCCCGCGUGGGCCUGGAACAGGAACUGGAGGCAGGGGUGAGCGGGCGUUUCCACUGCAGCUGCUAUGGCUCGGCGCCCAUGCACGGCUUUGCCAUCUGGUACCAGGUGACCUUCCCAGGAGGGGACUCUGAGAAACCUCUGGUGCUGUCUACCUCGCCUUUUCACCCGGCCACCCACUGGAAGCAGGCGCUUCUCUACCUGAACGAGCCGGUGCAAGUCGAACAAGACACGGAGGUCUCGGGAGAGAUCACAAUGCUGCCCUCCCGGGACAACCCUCGUCGCCUACGUGUGCUGCUGCGCUACAAAGUGGGGGACCAAGAGGAAAAGACCAAAGACUUUGCCAUGGAGGACUAAGCGUUGCCUUUUCCCCCGCUACCUCCCAAAAUGGCCUGACUAGGAGAGGCCAGGCGUAGGGAGGUCCUAGGAGAAAGGGAGAUCCCACGUGCAAGUAUCAUUUGGCAAUAUCAGCAUGGCUGUACGUGAGGAGCAGUGUAUGACAAUGGACAGGAGAUGGUCCAAAAGAAACCCAACAUCUUUGCAGUAAAAACACUUCCAGAAGGAUGAAAGU
Molecule: messenger RNA, 816 nt
Organism: Tupaia belangeri chinensis (Chinese tree shrew)
Lineage: Eukaryota; Metazoa; Chordata; Mammalia; Scandentia; Tupaiidae
Gene: PRMT6
Product: protein arginine methyltransferase 6
Exons: 2
Coding region: 72-602 (176 amino acids)
Biological process (GO): peptidyl-arginine methylation, to asymmetrical-dimethyl arginine; chromatin remodeling
Molecular function (GO): histone methyltransferase activity; protein-arginine N-methyltransferase activity
Source: RefSeq, a predicted model, not a curated record